AUGACGCCCUCAGUCGAAGAUACCAAACCCCCAGCCCCCUCAACGCAAAAGGAGGACCCAACCCACAAUGCCUCCAUCACCGCCAUCACCGACCCAGAAACCGCCCCCGGCCUCUUCACCGUCGACUCCGAUGCCCUCAAACUCGCCUCAAUGGGCUACACGCAGGACAUGCGCCGUAAAUACACCGUCUGGUCCGUGCUCGGCGUUGGCUUUUCCAUCACAAACUCGUGGUUCGGCAUUUCCGCCGCGCUCAUCACGGGUAUCAACUCUGGCGGCCCCUUGCUUGUUAUCUACGGAAUCUUGCUGAUUGCGGUGAUUUCGACGGCCGUGGGCGUGAGUUUGAGUGAGCUUGCGAGCGCGAUGCCGAAUGCGGGGGGCCAGUACUUUUGGGCGGGGAUGUUAGCGCCGAAGGGGUGGAGGAGGGGUGCGAGUUAUGUAACGGGGUGGGUGGCGUGGUGGGGGGCGAUGUUUACGAGUGCGUCUGUUGCGCUGGCUAUUGGAGGCGCGUUGGUGGGAUGUUGGCAGUUGGGGCAUCCUGAGUUCACGAUCAAAACCUGGCAUGCCUUCCUCGCCUACCAACUCGCGAACCUCUUCUGCUUCCUCUUCAACUGCUACGGCAAGAUCCUGCCCAUCAUCGGCAGCACCACGCUCUGGAUCUCCCUCUUCUCCUUCCUCGUCAUCCUCAUCACCGCCCCCGCCGUAGCACCAACCCACCAACACGCCCGCUUCGUCUUCGCCACCUUCAUCAACAACACGGGAUGGAGCGAAAACGGCAUCGCCUUCAUCGUCGGCCUCGUAAAUACCAAUUGGGCCUUUGCCUGUCUGGACUGCGCUACCCAUCUCGCAGAGGAAAUCCAUCGUCCCGAGAAAAUGGUCCCCAUUGCUAUCAUGGGGACUAUCGGGAUUGGGUUGGUGACGAGCUGGUUCUUCUCCGUUGCUAUUUUCUUUUCCAUUGUUGGGGAUUUUUCUGACAUUAGUGCGUCUUCGACUGGCGUUCCUAUCCUCGAGAUCUUUUACCGUGCGUUGAGGAAUAACGCCGCAGGUGCUAUUGCGCUGGAGUGCUUGAUUAUCGUCACGGGCAUGGGUUGUCUGGUUGCGAGUCACACGUGGCAGAGCCGGCUUUGCUGGAGCUUUGCGCGCGAUAGGGGUGUACCGGGGCAUCGGUGGUUGGCACAGGUGCAUCCGGUACUUGAUGUACCGCUGUAUGCGCAUGCAGCGAGUUGUACGGUUGUGGCUGUGAUGGGGUGUUUGUAUUUGGCGUCGCAGACGGCGUUCAAUUCAAUGAUCACGGCGUGUAUUGUUCUUCUGUACAUCAGCUACGCAAUCCCCGUCUCCUGCCUCCUGAUCCGAGGCCGCCGCAAUAUCGAACACGGCCCGUUUUGGCUGGGUCCCUGGGGCGCACUUGCGAACGUUGUGCUGCUUGUCUGGACACUGUUUACGCUUAUCAUGUAUUCGUUUCCUUAUACAAAACCUGUUAAGCCGGGUAAUAUGAAUUACGUUUCCGUGGUAUAUGUUGUUGUCGCUUCCUUUUCGGGUGCGUAUUGGUUGAUUAGCGCACGAAAGGACUAUAGUAUGGUGGAGGAGCGCCACGUAGAGGUGCUUGAAGGGAAGGGUGUGGACAGUUAG
Messenger RNA from Bipolaris oryzae ATCC 44560, 1626 nucleotides. RefSeq lists its product as uncharacterized. Gene Ontology annotation, molecular function: transmembrane transporter activity. The record is from RefSeq and is a predicted model, not a curated record. Gene Ontology annotation, cellular component: membrane. The coding region runs from base 1 to 1626 and encodes 541 amino acids. Lineage: Eukaryota; Fungi; Ascomycota; Dothideomycetes; Pleosporales; Pleosporaceae. Gene Ontology annotation, biological process: transmembrane transport. The transcript is spliced from 4 exons.